Molecule: messenger RNA, 2010 nt
Organism: Striga asiatica
Lineage: Eukaryota; Viridiplantae; Streptophyta; Magnoliopsida; Lamiales; Orobanchaceae
Source: the annotation of a GenBank genome assembly
AUGGAUCUCACCAGCGACCUCACGUGGACACAGUUCCAACACUGCAAUCCCUGUGCCCAGCUCCCCGAUGGGGACACUAACUUCGAGCCCCAAAAUUUGUCGACGUACAAAAAUGUAACCUGCGGCCGCCGCGGGACGUGCAAAUAUUCUAUCGAGUAUGCCGAUGGCUCAUCCAGCAGUGGAACUCUCUCCACCGAUAGGUUCAAGCUGGGCAAGACAAUUAUCCCUUACCAAAUCCAUUUUGGGUGCGGGACCACCGAGUGGGGCAGCUGUGGCGGAAGACGGUCCACCGAGUGGGGCCGUGGGACCGUCACCGUUCCUAUGGUACAUGGGCCCAAAAAAGGCGCCUACUACCUCAACCUGCUAGGAGUCAGUGUUAAAAGUAAUAAUACCCUAUGGACAUCCCCACCCGACAUGGGAGGACUGAUGCUCGUGAACCCGCGGACAAUAGUGAUGAGGCUUCCGUCUGACAUGUACAAUGCUCUCGAAAGAGAGGUGCGUCGCUUGGUUCCUCAAUAUAUGAACCGAAAAAGAGAUCCAAUAGGGGUAUUCCAUCUGUGCUAUAGUGCCACACCAGAAGAAGAGGAUAAGUACUUACCUGAAACAAUCACUUUAAACUUCCAGGGUGGGAAUGUGAGGCUGCCUAGGGAAAACAUGUUUGCUAGACUCAAAGAUAAUAAUGUAGUGUGCUUGGCGGCCCUGUCGGCACAACGAAACGCGGAUAUUGUCUUUGCUUUGUGCAGACAAACUUCCGCGUGGGAUUCAAUCUGGAAAGGCGAGGACCGUCUCAUUCGAGCGAACGAAGAAAAAGAACUGAUCGAUGUUAUGAUGGAUGAAAUGAUGAUGAAUCCCCUUAGUAAGUACUCAUCGGCCGCUCUGGUUGUUCUCAUCGCAUUACUACUAAUUCCCCUUGUCCCGUUGUCCUCCUCAUCGACCAGUUUUAGCAUGGAACUAAUCGACCCGGCCAACCCUAAACACCCUUCUUAUCACCCUUCUCAACUUCACAACACCCUCCCACCCAUCAACACACCUGUACAAAUUGUGGGGUGGCAGUACUAUGUGAGCUUCUCGGUGGGCUCCCCGGCCACCGAACUCCUCGGAGCCAUGGACCUCGCCAGCGACCUCACGUGGGCCCAGUGCUGUUGUAUGUCCACGUACAAGACCGUACCCUGCAGCAGCGGCCGCUGCCUCCACCUGUCAUCAGGCUCCACCAAGUGCAGCGGCGGGACGUGCAAAUACUCUGUUUCAUAUGCCAAUGGCUCGUACAGCAAGGGAACUCUCGCCACCGAUACGUUCAAGCUGGGCAAGACAAUUAUCCCUUACCCAAUGCUCUUUGGGUGCGGGAAAGAAAACAACGGGCUGAUGGGCGUGGUCGGCCUAGGGGAGGGGAACGCCUCCAUCGUGGGGCAGCUGCAACGGAGGAGUUUUUCGUACUGGUUGCUGCCCAACGCAUCCAUUCUCACCAUUGGAGGGCCCACCGCGUGGGGCAGUAGGACCCUCACCCUUGGUAUGGUAAAAGGGCCCAAAAAAGGCCCCGCCGGCUACUACCUCAACCUGCUAGGAGUCAGUGUGGAGGUUGAUAAUAGCCUACGGACAUCCCCACCCUACAAGGGAGUACCGAUGCUCGUGAACCCGCAGACCAUACUGACUACGCUUCCCUCUCGCAUCUACGAUUUUCUCCAACGUGAGGUGAAUAUCAAGGUUCGUAAACAACUGAAACGAGCAAGAGAUCCAACAGGGGUAUUCAAGCUCUGCUAUAAUGCCAAAACAAACAACGAUACAAACUUACCUGAAACAAUCACUUUAAUCUUCCAGGAUGGGAAUGUGACUCUGCCUAAGGUAAACAUGUUUGCUAAACUCGACUAUGUGGAUGUAGUGUGCUUGGCGGCCCUGCCGGCACAAAAAGAUGACGUCCCAGUCUAUGGUGGCUUUGCACAGACAAAUUUCGGCGUGGGAUUCAAUCUGGAAUCGAGGGCCAUCUCGUUUAAGCGAAUCAAGAAAAAGAACUGA